AUGUCGCCCUGGUCCUGGCCCAUGUCGCUCUUCCUGUCCCCACCUCCCCCCGAUUCCGCCUCGAUCCUUGCCGGCCUAACCUUGACCGUAGACUCCACCCUUGCCGCUCUCACAACCGCCACCCACGACCUCGCCGCCGCCAAAGCCCACGCCCUCGCGACAUCCGACCUCACCCGGCCCCUCCUACAAGCAGCACAGUACCACCAGGUCCGCAUUGACGCGCUGACACAGCAAUUUGCUGUCGCUGUUAGGACGCGCGAUGUAUUUGCUGCGCAGAUGCUGGCGAAGGAGAAUCUGGAGGGUUUAGAGCGUGCGGGCGAGGCAUUGUGGGUUGGGAAUAAAGGGCUGGGGAAGGGGACGGUUGAAAAGGUGAUUGGGGCGUGGGAAGGGGAGGAGCUUGUUGCUGAGGGGGGUGUAGAGGGUGUGCGGAGCGGCAUUGAGCGCGUGCUUCAAGAAGAGGGCCUGGAUACGGUGGAGGACUGGGAUAGGGAAGUGCUGAAGAUGGAUGUGCAGACAAAGUUGACUGAAGAGGCGCUUGCGAAGUUGCGUGCUGCCUAA
Dothidotthia symphoricarpi CBS 119687 is the source of this 558-nucleotide messenger RNA. RefSeq lists its product as uncharacterized. Bases 1 to 558 code for a protein of 185 amino acids. The record is from RefSeq and is a predicted model, not a curated record. The transcript has a single exon. NCBI's taxonomy places the organism in Eukaryota, Fungi, Ascomycota, Dothideomycetes, Pleosporales, Dothidotthiaceae.